CUAGUGACACUAGGCCAUGAGGACUGCUGUGCAAGGAAAAGAAUAAGAAGAGGAAAGAACAAGGUAAGGAGAGAAUAAGGCAAGGUUUGAACAAGGAAAAGAACAAGAAAAGGAAAGAAUAAGCGAGGGAGAGAAGAAGGCAGGGUUUGAACAUACCUGUUAGGAGCCUAUAAUCUAAAUAUGGAAUAUAUUAACAAAGUGAAUGAACUGCAUUCUCGGAGAUUCCAAGAUUUAGAAGAGCAAAGAAGACCCCAUAAGAGAAUCAAAAAAAAGAAGACCCUAUACGAAGAAGAUACAGAGAGAAAGAAAGAGGAUUCAGGGAAUCAUAGGGUAGGUUUCUUUGGGUUUCUUUGAGUUUCUCUCUCUUCACUGCAAAGACAGAAAUGGGUGAAUCGCCAACUUGUCUUGUUCGAUCCUUCUCUCAACCUGCUGGCACUACUUCCACUGAACCCGAAGAGGGAGAUCCUUAUUGUGCCCUGACAACAUCAAUCUCAUUUCGGAGGUUCAUGUUGGAAUCAUUGGCGUGUGAAAAAUGGUCGUGUUUCUCUAACAAUCAGUACUUGGAAGAAGCUAAGAAAUCUUCUAAGCCAGGUUUAGUUGCCCAGAGGAAAGCUUAUUUCGAAGCCCUUUACAACAGAAAUGGUGCUAAGAAACCUGCAGCAUUGCUUGAGGAGCAAAAUGCAGCGUGUAAUGAACCAAAUGUUAUGGAAGAGACAUCCAGAGACAGCUCAAAUCCUCCACGAAUUCCAACUAGGGCAUCAGCAAAUGGGUUAUCAGUGCAUUCUUCAACAGCUCCUCAAGAAGAAAGAAGAAGAAGUAAACCAGUGGAUGAUUGCUCAGUUUCUAGGAGGAUAGCAGAUGGGAAAUCACAUGGGAUAGACCAUUUGAAGACCUCAGGUGUAUCUGGACCCAAAGCACGACGUCCCACAGUACCCUCCCCUUUUAGCUUGAGGUGUGAAGAUAGAGCGGCAAAACGUAAAGAGUUCUUUGAAAAGCUAGAAGAGAAGACAAAUGCCAAGAUCUUAGUUUCUGGAAGGAGGAUAGCAGAUGGGAAAUCACAUAGGAUAGACCAUUUGAAGACUUUAGGUGUAUUUGGACCCAAAGCACGACCUCCCACAGUACCCGCCUCUUUUAGCUUGAGGUGUGAAGAAAGAGCGGCAAAACGUAAAGAGUUCUUUCAGAAGCUAGAAGAGAAGAGAAAUGCCAAGGAGGCAAAUAAAGUGUAUCUCCAAGCAAAAAAUAAGCAGAUCUCACGGACACAGCCUAUGCAGGUUAAGAUGAAGUUAGUUAACCUGGGACAUGCUCAGAGCGAAGAAACAAGGAUGAAAAUUGGCAAUGGAAUGCGAAUGGGGUGGGAAAGGCGCCGUGAAAAACUGAAGCUGCAGGAAACUUGCUACUUUGAGUGGCAGAAUUUGAUAGCAGAAGCUUCUAGAAAGGGAUUUGUUGGUGAGGAAGAGAAGCAGUGGGACUCCUAUAAGAUCUUGGAUGAACAGCUCGAGCAGGAAUGGUUGGAGAGUGUUGAACAAAGUAGAAAAAUGGCAAGACCGAAAGGUAGCAAGAGAGCACCCAAUUCUCUUGAGCAAAGGAGGAAAAUUUCAGAGGCUAUUUCUGCCAAAUGGGCUGAUCCUGCAAGGGCAUAUGUUGCAUUUUCUGCUGAGAAUGCAUACCGUGACAGGGUUUGCACUGCCCUUUAUAAAUAUCAUGGCACACCAGUUGGAGUAGAAAGGAAGCCAAAGAGAAGGCCAAGUAGUGAGGGACAACCCAGAACACAGAAUCCCACAAAGAAGAAAGCUAAUGACACUGAUAAUUCCACAGGGAAUGUGACUGAAAGCCAAAAGCGUCGUACUAGGUUAAGAAGUAAUAUGCCCUUAUUUAAGGAUCCUUUGGCAAGCUCCAAACUAGAGAUGAUAAAGAACAUUAGAGCAGAGAGAGCAGCUGCUGAAAAUAAGAAGACUGAAGCCAUUGAACGAGCAAAGUAAGUGCCAAUUCUUCUUCAAUUAUAUUGUAUUAUAUAUUUAACAAGGAAUUAAGAGAAUAUGGAAGCAAUCCACUGCUUGUUUGGUGCA
This is a messenger RNA of Camellia sinensis, 2066 nucleotides long. NCBI's taxonomy places the organism in Eukaryota, Viridiplantae, Streptophyta, Magnoliopsida, Ericales, Theaceae. The record is from RefSeq and is a predicted model, not a curated record.